Molecule: messenger RNA, 4078 nt
Organism: Trichosurus vulpecula (common brushtail)
Lineage: Eukaryota; Metazoa; Chordata; Mammalia; Diprotodontia; Phalangeridae
Gene: COL21A1
Product: collagen type XXI alpha 1 chain
Exons: 30
Coding region: 222-3095 (957 amino acids)
Source: RefSeq, a predicted model, not a curated record
CAGGUCUCUUCCUGUGGUUGCUGUCUCUCUGCUUAGCGCCCUUUGGGGAAACUUCCGAAUUCUUGGUGGCCUCACCUGCCCGAAGGAGUUUGAGGGUGUGGGAACUGCGGAGCGCGCAGCAGGCUACUGACUCUUCUCUCUCUUUGCUCCUGGCUCUUUGCGCGCCCAGUGUGAGCGCUCCAGGUAAAGAAGACUGCAACAUUCAGGAUUAGAUCACCUACAUGGCUUACCACACAAGAUAUCUUCAAUUAAUUCUCAUUCUCUUGGUUCAGGAUUUUGUAUCAACUGAUGAUGGUGAAAUAAGAUCAAGUUGCAGAACGGCUCCAACAGAUUUGGUGUUCAUCUUAGAUGGUUCCUAUAGUGUUGGCCCAGAAAACUUUGAAAUAGUAAAAAAAUGGCUUGUCAACAUAUCAAAUAACUUUGAUAUAGGGCCAAAAUUUAUUCAAGUUGGCGUGGUACAGUACAGUGAUUAUCCUGUACUCGAGAUUCCCCUGGGAAGCCACCAUUCUGGAGAGAACUUAAUUGAAGCAAUGGAAUCCCUUCAUUACUUGGGUGGCAAUACAAGGACAGGAAAAGCUAUUCAGUUUGCCCUUGACCAUCUUUUUGCUAAAUCACCAAGAUUUCUAACUAAAAUAGCAGUCGUUCUUACUGAUGGCAAAUCCCAAGAUGAAGUAAAAGAUGCAGCAGAAGCUGCUAGAGACAAUCGAAUAACUUUGUUUGCCAUUGGUGUUGGUUCAGAAACUGAAGAUGCUGAACUUAGAGCCAUUGCCAAUAAGCCUUCAUCAACCUAUGUCUUUUAUGUGGAAGAUUACAUUGCAAUUUCCAAAAUAAGAGAAGUCAUAAAACAGAAACUUUGUGAAGAAUCUGUUUGUCCAACACGAAUUCCAGUAGCAGCCCGUGAUGAAAAGGGAUUUGACAUUCUUUUAGGCUUGGGUGUGAAGAAGAAAGUAAAGAAAAGGAUUCAGCUUUCACCAACCAAGACAAAAGCAUAUGAAGUAACAUCACAAGUUGAUUUAUCAGAGCUCACAAGCAAUGUUUUCCCAGAAGGUCUUCCUCCUUCAUAUGUAUAUGUCUCCACUCAGAGGUUCAAAGUUAAGAAAAAGUGGGACUUAUGGAGGAUCGUCACCAGCGAUGGAAGGCCACAGAUUGCUGUUACCUUAAAUGGAGCUGAAAAAACUCUGUCAUUUACCACUACAAGCAUAAUGAAUGGCACUCAAGCUGUCAUUUUUGCAGAACCUGAUGUUAAGACUCUGUUUGAUGAAGGCUGGCAUCAAAUCCGCCUCUUAGUAACUGAAAAGGAUGUAACUUUGUAUAUUGAUGAUCAGCAAAUAGAAAGCAAGCCAUUACAUCCAGUUUUAGGUAUUUAUGUCAGUGGCCAAACUCAAAUAGGGAAAUACUCUGGGAAAGAAGAAACUGUCCAGUUUGAUGUCCAAAAACUAAGAAUCUACUGUGACCCAGAACAAAACAGCCGUGAAACAGCUUGUGAAAUCCCUGGAUUUAAUGGAGAGUGCUUGAAUGGUCCCAGUGAUGUUGGCUCUACCCCAGCUCCCUGUGUAUGUCCACCAGGAAAACCAGGACUCCCAGGCCCCAAAGGAGACCCUGGACAACCUGGGAAUCAUGGUUAUCCAGGACAGCCUGGUCAAGAUGGUAAGCCUGGAUAUCAAGGAAUUUCAGGAAGUCCAGGUAUUCCAGGAUCACCAGGGAUUCAAGGAGCCCGUGGACUACCGGGUUACAAAGGAGAACCAGGAACAGGUGGUAAUAAGGGUGAUCGUGGACUUCCUGGUUUUCCUGGUCAGCAUGGGAUGCCAGGAUCAAAGGGUGAAAUGGGACCCAAAGGAGAAAAGGGAUCACCUGGAUUUUAUGGGAAAAAGGGUGCAAAAGGUGAAAAAGGAAAUACUGGUUUUCCUGGCCUUCCUGGACGUUCUGGGGAGCCUGGGAGAGAUGGAAAAGACGGCUUAAUGGGCAGCCAAGGAUUUAAGGGAGAGACAGGACAACAAGGUGCUCCAGGACCAGAAGGCCAACGAGGAGAACCUGGAAUUCCUGGAUUUCCUGGAAGCCAAGGGUUAAUGGGACAAAAGGGAGAAAUUGGACUUCCUGGACCACAAGGAAAGAAAGGAGCACCUGGGUUAAAUGGUUUAAUGGGACAUGAUGGAUCACCUGGUCAGCCUGGAACACCUGGAUUGAAAGGAAAUAAAGGUGAACCUGGAAUUCAAGGAAUAUCGGGGUCUCCUGGGAUCAAGGGAGAACAAGGAGUACCAGGCCCCCCAGGAGAAUCAGGAUACCCAGGCCUACCUGGGACACCAGGGAAAAAGGGUGACAGUGGAAACCAAGGUGAAAAAGGUCCUCAGGGUCAAAAGGGAGAAAAUGGAAGAUCAGGGGAUCCAGGACCACAGGGAAUUCCAGGCCAUCAUGGAGCAAAAGGAGAGAAGGGUGAAAAGGGAGAUCCUGGCAGUAGAGGUGCCAGUGGGCCUAAAGGAGAAUCAGGGCUGGAUGGCUUAAUGGGGCCCAUUGGUCCAAGAGGACAGGAUGGGGAAACAGGCCCUCGAGGACCUCCGGGAUUAGAUGGGAAACCAGGGAAAGAAUUUUCAGAGCAGUUCAUACGGCAAGUUUGCACAGAUGUUUUGAGAGCCCAGUUGCCAGUCUUACUUCAUAGCAGAAGAUUACAAAGCUGCGAGCACUGUCAGUCUCAAAAUGGCUCCCCCGGUCUUCCUGGGCCACCUGGUCCAAUGGGACCAGAAGGUCCAAGAGGAUUUCCUGGGUUGCCAGGAAGAGAUGGUGUUCCUGGACUAAUGGGAACUCCUGGACACCCAGGUGCUCGAGGGCUAAAAGGACAACCAGGAAGAAAUGGGGCAAAGGGUAACCAAGGGUUUGGGCCUCCAGGAGAACAAGGCCCCCCAGGCCCUCCAGGUCCCGAGGGUCCUCCUGGAAUUAGCAAAGAAGGGCAUCCCGGAGAACCAGGUCUUCCCGGCAAAGAUGGAGACCAAGGAAAUCCUGGAAUACAAGGGCCAACUGGACCCCCUGGAAUCUGUGAUCCAUCCUUAUGUUUCAGUGUGAUCGUUGGAAGAGAUCCAUUUAGAAAAGGGCCAAACUAUUAAUAUGCAAUGCCUUCAUCAGCAGACUAGGCAUGGUGCUUUUCUUUUACGGUCUUGCAAGUCUCAGGAAGAUUAUCGGCAAUAAUCCUUUGAAAAGGAACUGAAGUACCUCGGUUUUAUAAAGAAAACAAAUAAUGAAAUAAUGAAAAGAUAAUGCUGCUUCUUGGUUUUAAAGGCUUCUCCAUAUGGAGCCUUUACAUUAGAAGCAUUAGCUAAAUGAGGAGGGUUCCUCAUAAGUCCACUAAUUUGAAUUAAAAUUGAAUAAAAUUAGCUACCACCAUUGCCUUGUAGCAGUGCAGUAUUAGUUUAUCAGUUGCCCAUCACUGUGAAAUGUUUCACAUUCAGUCUCCAUGCAGCAAAUCAUUUGAUUUCAGUUUCAUGUUUGUGUGAAUCUCAUGGUUAUGUAUGCUUCAUAUCUCACAAUUCUUGCUUGUUCAUUAGCCAAAGGGGAAGAUGAAUUUGGUUAUUGAAAACUACAUGAAAUAUCCUUUAUGUAGCUAUUUCUCUCACUGCUUAAUUAAUGACCAUAAUGAUUAAUUUAAAACUGACUAGGAAAGAAAUUAUACUAGACAGAUGAUACUAAAAAAUACAGAAUGUUGUGGGGAAAAGUCAGUUUCAUUAUUACUCUCUCCUGCAUGUUCAAAAAAAAAAGUAUGAGUACAAAUGCUGAGGCCUUCAUUCCCCAUGCUCUCUGCCUAACUGCAAUGUUUGUUGUAUGCCUUCAUUUUCCAUUUUAUUCACUACAUGUCUAUGUUAAUGUAUGUUAAUUUUUGUAUGUAUCCCUAACAGGAAAAAAGAAAACAAAACAGGCUUCAGUUGAAAGGACAGCAGUUGCACAAAUCCCACUGCUCAUUGAUCAAUUAAGGCAGAUGGUUAAAUUAAUAUUGCUCAGUCAUGUACUGUACAGAAAAGCUUUUAUGUAGAAGUGACUUUCAGAUGUUUGGUUUUUCAGUUGUCAUGCUAUAACUUUUGUACUGUGCUUGACA